Messenger RNA from Pteronotus mesoamericanus, 501 nucleotides. RefSeq names its product defensin beta 129 (gene DEFB129). The transcript is spliced from 2 exons. The record is from RefSeq and is a predicted model, not a curated record. The coding region runs from base 1 to 501 and encodes 166 amino acids. NCBI's taxonomy places the organism in Eukaryota, Metazoa, Chordata, Mammalia, Chiroptera, Mormoopidae.
AUGAAGCUCCUUUUUCCUAUCUUUGUCAGCCUCAUGCUACAGUGCCAGGUGAACACAGAGCUCUUUGGCUGGAAAAGAUGUUUAAUGGGUUUGGGGAGAUGCAAAGACCACUGCACCGUGGAUGAAAAAGAGGUACAAAAAUGCAAGAAGAAGAAAUGUUGCAUUGGACCAAAAAUGGUUGGACUGAUAAAUAACUACCUGCAAAAUGAACUGCUCCAUGCUCCUAAAGAAGACUCCCCAAAACACCUAAACACUACCAAGAAUUCUAGGGCUGCGAUACAAACGAAAUACCGUAGUUUCUCUUUCUCCCCCCAAAUCAAAAGCCCUGUUGCCAAUUAUCACCUCAACACCCUCAUCCUGUCACAUGCCAGCGCUGUGGGCUCCGCCCGCACCAAUCCCAUCAUCGCAGAAAAGACUGCAUUCCCUGCUACUUCUACCAAGAGCAACGCCAAAAGGAGAGGUUCAGCCACUGACUCCCCGCAGCCAUCACCGCCACCCUAG